Molecule: messenger RNA, 5525 nt
Organism: Megalobrama amblycephala (Wuchang bream)
Lineage: Eukaryota; Metazoa; Chordata; Actinopteri; Cypriniformes; Xenocyprididae
Gene: st8sia3
Product: ST8 alpha-N-acetyl-neuraminide alpha-2,8-sialyltransferase 3
Exons: 4
Coding region: 2605-3729 (374 amino acids)
Biological process (GO): oligosaccharide metabolic process; N-glycan processing
Molecular function (GO): alpha-N-acetylneuraminate alpha-2,8-sialyltransferase activity
Source: RefSeq, a predicted model, not a curated record
AGUUAAGUUCUAAUCAACUUAACCUGUUCUUGAUGACCAUUAAAAUGACUACUGUGCAAUAUUUUACAAUAUAUGGUGCAGAUAUGUGUCUGAUUUAUUAUUGUUAUGUGAUGGAUUAAAAAAAUUAUGAUGGAUGUAUAAUCGUGUUUUGUCUGCCAUAUAUCAGAUUUCACAUGGAGUCGUUCUCAACAGAAGACGUUUGUACCGUGUGGUAAGAUACAGUUAUCAUGCAGUUAUCUGACUUAUGUUUGUUUUUGCAAAUGUUCUUUAUGUAUGAUAUUUGAUUUUGUGGCUGUGUUUUGCUCUCUCUGGAUAAUAACUCUCUCUUUCUGCUCCAGAAAGUCGUUUAGUUUAAACUCGACUGCAAUCCAUUUCAUUUUGUGCUCCACUAAAACUGAUCUUUAAUUCUCCCUGCAGCUACUGCAAUUGAUGAGUUUUUCAUAAUUAUUCCCUUUGCAGCUUUUUAACUUUUCAUGAGAGAAGGAGCAAUUUCACAGCUUUUAUUGUGUUCUGUAGAGAAGUGAGAUAUAAGAUAUUGAUAUUUGUGUGGUUUAUGUCCUGCGCUGCCUCGAAUGUUUGAUAUAAAAGUGCAUUACACAUUCAGCGUGCUUACAAAAGGCCUGAUUCAUCACCCGUGUUCACUAAUAGCUUUGUGUAGUUAAACUUUACAGAUUUUAGUCUCUGUUUCUUUAGCAACAAAAGUUAACAAAAAGGUUUCAAUGCAUGCAUUAUUUAAAGUAUUGAGAAAGCGAGAGAGGUAGAAAUACUGUUACGGUGCUUGUGUAGGUUUAAGUCCCUGUUAGCAGCUGCUGGUUGUGUCCGGAUGCUUUGAGAGAAAACUAUUGCAGGAGAUUUUGAUGUUUAGAUUUCUAGUAAUUUCCAUAAAUACAAAUCUCCAGUAAUCACAAAUGUCACUGUAUUUUUAUGACUCAGGUCAUGGUUCAAUUGUCAUACUUAGAAGGGAGAAGUUAUUAUGUAAGUUUAGGCGACCAUAAGUCCUAGUAGACAUCCGUGACACGCGGAGUGCCCCAAGGCUCAAUUCUAGUACCGCUUUUGUUCAACCUGUAUAUGCUGCUACUGAGCCAAAUAAUGAGAACCAAAUUCCAAGUUACUUACAACCUGUAUUGAAAUGAAAUUAUAUGAGAUUAUACACAGUCCCAAACUAUCCAUUAGUCUGAGUGAGUGUUGGGAUUACAGUAAUCUCUGCACAUAUUAACAUUAAACAUUACUGCGCAGACAUUGUGGGGGUUUUGUUGUUGUUGUUGUUGUUGUUGUUGUUGUUGUUGUUAAAAAUGUAUUCACUGCAAAAUGCUUUUCUUAGUAUUUUUGUCUUGUUUCCAGUCUAAAUAUCAAAAAAAUUCUUAAAUCCAGAUGAAUAGAUAAGUAACAUGACAUAAGAUAUUCUUAAAAUAAAGUGAUUUUUCGCUAAAAACAAGAAAAAUUAUCUGCCAGUGGGGUAAGAAAAAUAAUCUUGUUUCUGUUUAGAUUAUUUUUCUUACCUCGUUGGCAGAUAAUUUUGCUCGUUUUAAGCAAAAACUCACGUCAUUUUGAUUUUUUCCCCUCCGGAAAACAAUAAAAAAAUAUCUUAUGCAUGUUACUUAUCUAGUAAAAGCAUCUUGAUUUAAGUAUUUUUAGAUAUUUAGAUUGGAAACAAGACAAAAAUACUAAAUAAGAAAGGCAUUUUUGCAGUGUUGGUGUAGACAUCAUUAUAUGACAACACAAAUAUUAUGAUUUACUCUAAACUUGGUUAAGGCAUUUACUGACAAAAUUAUUAGGCAAACUACAGUUUUAUUUAACUAUGCAAAUAAAAAAAAAUGCAUAGAAAAACAAAAAGCUGACAGGAAAAAAGCAAUAUAAGGUUUUCUCUUGUUUUUGCAUGUGUUCAUAAUUUCUUUGUAUGACUGUCACACAAUUUGUCCUGUUACAUUGUGUUAUUAUCACAUAAAACAAUGGACUUAAAGCACAAUUAUGCAAUAUGCUUACAAAAUCUUUUAAUAAUCUUUGAAUAAAGAAAAUAUAAAUUUUCAAAGGCUUGACAUCACUUUUGGCCACUACUGUCUAUGUAUAUAUAUAUUGAAUAACAAUAUGAUUUCAUGUAAUGAAAAUAUUGUGCACUUAUGCAGUACACUGAAGUGCAAAGGUCUAAAAUAAAAGGCAGAAUGUGUUUUGUUGUGAGGAUAUUACAGAUUAUUGUGUGUGUGUGUGUGUGUGUGUGUGUGUGUGUGUGUGUGUGUGUGUGUGUGUGUGUGUGUGUGUGUGUGUGUGUGUGUGUGUGUGUGUGAUCAGGAUAAUCCGUGUAACCCUUUAGUGCCCGCGGAGCGUCCAUCGCUUCAGUCUGCUGCAGUGACUUGUUUAUUUCUUGGAUUUCUCUGAAUAGGAUCGAGUCUCCUUUAAAUAUCGCCUGCUGUUGAACGCAUGAGACGGGAUGUGAGCGGGGAUGUUUACAGCUAAGACAGAGAUCCGGCAUGGCAGCGGCCGGUGCUGAUGAGACACGCCGCGGAGCCCGGAUCUUCAUCAUCACCAUCAUCUUCUCCGGCGGUUGUAGCAUCUGAAGCGAUGCAGCUCACAUUCAUCAUGUUCGUUCUGCGUGUGUGAAUCGCUGAGAUGGUUCGGGUCGUCAGUGUUCUGGGUCUGGUGAUGUUCAGCGUCGCUUUGCUCAUUUUGUCAUUGAUCAGUUACGUGUCCAUCAAGAAAGACUUCAUCUUCACCUCCCCGAAAUACGCCAACGCCGGCGGUCCGCGGAUGUACAUGUUUCACGCGGGGUUUCGGUCCCAACUGGCAAUGAAGUUUCUGGAUCCUGCGUUCACGUCCCUGAAUAAUGCCCUCAACGAGAACAUACAGGAGUCCAGCAACUGGAGGUUUAACAAGAGCGCUUAUUUAGAGCAAAGUAAAGAGAUCGCCCAGUACAUCGACGUCCCGCACAACUUCACCCUGACCAAGAGCAGCGUUCGCGUGGGUCAGUUAAUGCACUACGACUACUCCAGUCACAAAUACGUCUUCUCCAUUGGUGAGAACCUCAGGUCUUUGCUUCCGGACUCUUCUCCCGUCCUCAACAAGCGCUACAACACCUGCGCCGUAGUGGGCAACAGCGGGAUCCUGACCGGCAGCCGCUGCGGCCCUGAAAUCGACAAGUAUGACUUUGUCUUCCGCUGCAACUUCGCGCCCACCGAGGUCUUCCGUAGAGACGUGGGCCGCCGGACCAACCUCACCACCUUCAAUCCCAGUAUUCUGGAGAAAUACUACAACAACCUGCUGACCAUCCAGGACAGAAACAAUUUCUUCUUGAGUCUGAAGAAGCUGGACGGCGCGAUCCUGUGGAUCCCCGCCUUUUUCUUCCACACAUCCGCCACUGUCACACGCACACUCGUAGAUUUCUUCGUAGAGCACAAGGGGCAGCUGAAAGUACAGUUAGCCUGGCCGGGAAACAUUAUGCAGUAUGUGAACAGGUACUGGAAAACGAAGCAGCUGUCUCCGAAGCGGCUGAGCACGGGGAUCCUCAUGUUCACGCUGGCCUCGUCCCUGUGUGAUCAGAUCCACCUGUACGGAUUCUGGCCCUUCGGCUGGGAUCCCAACACGGGGAAGGAGCUGCCGUACCACUACUACGACAAGAAGGGCACCAAGUUUACCACCAAGUGGCAGGAGUCGCACCAGCUGCCCACCGAGUUCAAACUGCUCUUCAAGAUGCACGCAGACGGCGUCCUGAAACUCAGCCUCUCCCACUGCGCCUAGAGGGCAGAGGUCAGGGUCAAAGGGUCAGCGGUCAGGACUCAGGGUCGUUUGGUUUGGCUAAUGGACGUUUGUGGUGAUUCGGGGUGGCAACUAUCGACAUCAAGCUCAGCCACUAAUGAUCAGUGUUAGUAAUGAUGAGGAAAGUUGGUACACUUUACAAUAUUUGUUAACUAACAAUGAGCAAUAUAUAUUACAGCAUUUAUUAUGUUUGCUUGACACUUUUCUGAUCCGACUUACGAUUUUCAUUAAACGCGUGAUCAAAACUACGACAGUCCCACAGACUUCCAUUGAGUAUGAAGUCAAGACUUUUGUAGUAUAAUGGGGCGUUCACACUAGAUGCGACUUGCGUGAAUAAAUCAAUGAUUUUGUUCGCCAUUGUUGUUUCGGAUUUCUGCCUCCGCUCGCUACGUCGUAAUCACGUCACUUCUAGAGAAAGCUCCUGAUUGGUUAACGCGGCACGAAUAUUCGCCAAAGUUCCGAUUUUUCACUUCGCGUGAUUCGCGUGAAUCACGUGUUAUGCGCAUCAAACGCCCGAAAUGCUCAAUUCGUGCCGCAGGAUGUCUAUUGCGUCUUUGCAUUGACUUAACAUGUAAAUCACUCGCGCGUAACGCUUCAUUCGCGUCUGGUGUGAACGCAACAUAAUACUUAAAGAGUAUUUAAGCUAUCGCUAGAAAAGCUUAAGGACUAUCCUAGGACAACAUUUUAAAACAUGCAAGUAACUUGCUAAUCAUGCUAGCAACAUGCUAAUCACGCUAGCAAUGUGUUAAUCAUGUUAGCAAUAGGCUAGCAACAUGCUAAACAUGCUAGCAUCAUGCUAGAAACAUGCUAGGAAUGUGCCAAUUCAAGUUAGCAGUGUAUUAAAUUGUUUUGUUAAACGUGUUAAAUCAUGUCAGCAAACAUUCUAAAUCAUGCUAGUAACAUGCUAGCAAUGUGUUAAAUCAUGUGCUAAAUCAUGCUACCAAUGUGCCAAUUCAAGUUAGCAAUGUAUUGUUUUAUUAAACAUUGUCAGUAAACAUUCUAAAUCAUGCUAGUAACAUGUUAACAAUGUGAUAAAUCAUGUGCUAAAGAAUGCUAGAAACAUGCUAGUAAUGUGCCAAUUCAAGUUAGCAAUAUAUUAAAUUGUUUUGUUAAACAAUUUAAGUCAUGUCAGCAAACAUUCUAAAUCAUGCUAGUAACAUGCUAACCUCAUUUUAAAUCAUGUUAGCAACAUACUAGUAACAUGCUAAUCAUGUUAACAACAUGCUAGUAGUGUGUUAAAUCAUGCUAGCACUAAGAUAGCAAAACAUGCUAAUCAUGCUAGAGACAUAGCAACGUGAUGUAAUCAUGUUAACUACAUGUUAAAACGUUAGCAGUGUGUUAAAAAUGCUAACAACAUGUUAAAACAUGCUAGCAACAUGUAACAAGCUAGUCACAGUUAUUUUAAACUUUCAGACCUGGCUUUCUCAAGCCAAUAUCAAAGUUUGUCAUAAAACUUUACUCAUUUUGUUAACCAUUAAUCUUAGUUAAUAAAAAUGAUCAUAUUUAUGUUAGUCCACAGUACAUUAAUGUUAACAGACAUGAAUAUAUAUAGAUAUAUUAAAACAUGUUAGUAACAUGCUAAUGAUGCUAGCAACAUGUUAAUCCAUGCUGAAAAUGUGUUAAUCAUAUUAGCAAUUGGCUAGCAAACAUGCUAGCAAUGUGCUAAUUCAUGCUAGCAAUUUUCCAAUUCAAGUUAGCAAUGUAUUAAAUGAUGUUAGCAACAUGUUAAAUCAUGUCAGCAAACAUUUUAAAUCAUGCUAGCAACAUACUAACCUCAG